Messenger RNA from Coregonus sp. 'balchen', 12666 nucleotides. Lineage: Eukaryota; Metazoa; Chordata; Actinopteri; Salmoniformes; Salmonidae. The record is from the annotation of a GenBank genome assembly.
AUGGAGCCCUCUCCCUCUAUGAACUUGACAAUGCAGAAUGAGGAGGAGGAUCAACGUCCCCUCCUUCCAUCAAAAGUGGUCCCUCUCCCACCUGCUUUUGGCAACCAGUGCGGAAGGAACCACUCAUGUCAAAGAGGGGGAGAUCACUCAGUGUUGCUCGAUGGAACCCAGUCAUCACCCGCCCUCUCAUAUUACAACGGCUGCCAAUAUGUCUCACCCUCAUCCCACUCAUCACCCCGAAGGGGAGACAAUAAGGAAAAGGUUAGGGGGAAGGAGGUGCACAAGGAAAAGAGAGGCAAGAAGACAGCAGAGAAUAAACAGAAUGCUGGGCACAAGGAUUGGAUUUGGGGUAGUAAAACAAAAAGUUCAAGCCCACAGAGGCGCCAGCAGGACAUUAAAUCCACUCAGUCACCCUACAACAGAGUCUGUAUGUCUCAUAUGGAUUUAAGGGAUACAGAAAGUGGGCCACCCAGUAAAGGAGGUCGAAGGCUAGAGGCCACAUCAAUGGAGAUGCAGGUCCGCCAGAGUCUACCCGAGAUUAUCAUUACAACCAAAGACGACUACCAGCCACAGGCCCCCAAUCAAACAUCCAGCUCGGACAAGAAUCACACCAAGUCUGAGGCCAAGGGCACCUAUGGUGGAGGUGACUGCCCUCACAAGAAGACCCAGAGCAUCGGUCGUAGGCUGGUCCGCCGAAGGGCGCUGUUUGAGAGGAGGCAGAGGCUGAAUGACUGUGCGCUCGCUGUGGGCAUGUUUGGAGUGGUGGUCAUGGUCACCGAGACAGAGCUCUUCUGGAGCAUCUACAGUAAGGUCAGCACUGGGGACCAGAUCUGGGUUCCAAUGCUUAAUUUGUAUUUAUUUUUGUAUAUACUUUGAGCAUUUGCUUGAGUCUGCCUGGAGUGCCAGAUGGGAGGGGUAUUUUCUAUAGGUUUAUUAAGCCAGGCAAGUUCAACCAGGCACAGAUCAAGUUUUUUAAAUGCUGGGGACACCUGGGUAAUUAGUGAGAAAUAAUUAGUUCUUACUCAGAUAAAUGUAUUUGAAGGCCUUCCGUGUUUGUUGCUGAAGAUGGCAUAUUUGAAUUAAGGUUACUGUGGCCAGGAUGCAAUCUGAGGCGCAUUGUACUGUGGAUAAUGCGCCUUUUAAAGGAAAUGUUCCCGGAGAUGUUCGCGGAGAUCGUAUCAAUCGGAAAUUACCUUUAAAUGUCAAGCGCGCUACAAUGCGCCUAGGAUUGAAUCCCAGCUGUAUGUUAAAAGAAAUUGAAGGGUACUGUAUGUUAAGAUGAGUGUGUCCACUACAUGUGUUCCCCCACAGAGCUCCAUAUACUCCAUGGCUAUGAAGUCUGUUAUCAGCCUAUCCUCUCUUACCCUGCUGGGCCUGAUCAUUGUCUACCACAUCUGUGAGGUGCAGGUAAUUCACUUGUCUGACUACUUACUAAACUGCCCAUAUCUCACUAUCUUAAACGAGCUAUGAUCCCUCGGGUUAGAUUAUUUUAAGUCAUUCUACUCUAAAAUCGUUUUUGUUAUAUGCCAGACUAUAGUAUAGUAGAGGCUCUAUUGCUAACGGGUAAAGUAGAUGGUGACAGAGGGCAACCUUGUCUGGUACCUCUCGUUAUACCAUUUAUUACACUUUGACUACACUCUCAGUGACACUGUACUACAUUUACAUUUUAGUCAUUUAGCAGACGCUCUUACAGUUAAUGAGUGCAUACAUUUUCCAUACUACAUCUAUGCUCUAACUCAGACAUGGCUUUGUACCUAUACUCACAUCACUGUUAGCUCUACAUCCACGAUAACGGAGCAGAGGACUGGCGAAUCGCCAUGACAAUGGAGCGGGUGACCCUGAUCGCCCUGGAGCUGUUUGUAGCGGCGGUGCACCCGUUCCCAGUGGGUCUCCCAUUGUCAUGGAAAGCCAUGUCCCCCACGCUGUCAGAGUCGGAGCUCGAGAUCGUGCUGGCUCUGCCCAUGUUCCUGCGACUCUACCUCCUGGGUCGUGCCUUGAUGCUGCACAGCCGACUCUACACAGACACCGCCUCUCGCAGCAUUGGCGCCCUCAACAAGGUCAGAGGUCCACAUUGGUCACCAUGCAAGUGAUGCAACCUCUCCCUCAAAUCUUAGGUUACUUGCUUUAAUGGACUUGUACAUACUCAGGUUGUACAAUAGCCAAAAUGGAUUUGACUUGAAGUUCAGUAGUAAGUACCUUCUCCUUCAAGUCGAUACGAUGCUAAAGCUGCCCAUUGGAUUCCACAACACUUCCAGCAGCUACUCACCUCAACGCUAGGUGUUGCAAUUUCAUUGGAAUCCAAUGGGCUGCUUUAGCAUUGGCUAGCUGAGCAUGCUGACGAAAAAGGAAAUGUAAUAACAACCAGCAGUAUUUAAAUCUUCUCAAUAUGGGAUAAUUAGAAGUACAGCUACACCUUCCAUCCUUGGAUUGAGAUGAUGUACGUUUUCAAGCCAUAUCCCAAAUUUGUCACCGUGGGGCAAACAUAUUGGCAUAGCAUUGUUUCGACUUGAAUGAGAAGGUACUUACUACUGAUGUCGAGAGUUUGUAUGCACAAAAAUGUUUACACAACCAUUGUGCGGUGUCUUCACAAUGCUUUUGUAAUUAUUGUGUUUUUUUUUUUACAACUUCAGUUUGUUGAGGACACUACUAUGACAGUGACACUACAUUCUGCUUUGUCCCCGCCUACCUCUCCCACUCUCUGCUGUGGUUUCCUGAGUUUCUACCAAAUCCUCCCUCUGUAAUUCCUUCCCUUGUUAUUGCUUUUUUAACACUGAUCAAACUGAUGACCUUGAACUUCCCGCUUGGCUUUGCAAACCUCUCUCCAUUCUUACUGUGGAUAUGAAUAUUAUUAUUACUUGUAUCCAGAUCCACUUCAACAGCCGUUUUGUGGUCAAAACCCUGAUGACCAUCUACCCUGGCACUGUGUUGAUGAUCUUCAGCGUCUCUCUGUGGCUAGUCGCUGCAUGGGGCCUACAUGUCUGUGAGAGGUGAGUGACUAAGAAGGGAAAGGAGGAGAGUGAGGAAGGAAGGCGGGAAAUAGGCAAUAUACUUUUGCCGGGAUUCAUUCAGUGGUGUUAAUGUUGUCAACAAAAACAGUGACUAAAAUAUUAGUAAAACACCUAUUUAUCAGUGGCAAUUAAUGAGACUAUAACUGACUAAAUAGACCCAGAACUUUUUUUUACUAAACAAAAAAUAUGUUUUUAUUUCAUUUGACAAAAUUAUCUCUGUGACUAAAAUCGGACUACUAAGUGGACUGGACAAGAGUUUUUGGAGAGAUUGACAGCUUUUCAGUGAUAAGCACAAUUAAUAUUAGCAGCACAAAUGCACAGCGCAAUUCUGUUUAGCAGUGGGAAGGACGCGUCCGGCAAACACAGCCUGCAGUCGUGGUCAAAAGUUUUGAGAAUGACAUAAGUAUUGGUCUUCACAAAGUUUGCUGCUUCAGUGUUUUUAGAUAUUUUUGUCAGAUGUUACUAUGGUAUACUGAAGUAUAAUUACAAGCAUUCCAUAAGUGUCAAAGGCUUUUAUUGACAAUUACAUUAAGUUUAUGCAAAGAGUCAAUAUUUGCAGUGUUGACCCUUCUUUUUCAAGACCUCUGCAAUCUGCCCUGGCAUACUGUCAGUUAACUUCUGGGCCACAUCCUGACUGAUGGCAGCCCAUUCUUGCAUUAUCAAUGCUUGGAGUUUGUCAGAAUUUGUGGGUUUUUGUUUGUCCACCCGCCUCUUGAGGAUUGACCACAAGUUCUCAAUGGGAUUAAGGUCUGGGGAGUUUCCUGGCCAUGGACCCAACAUUUCGAUGUUUUGUUCCCCGAGCAACUUAGUUAUCACUUUUGCCUUAUGGCAAGGUGCUCCAUCAUGCUGGAAAAGGCAUUGUUCGUCACCAAACUGUUCUUGGAGGAUGGUUGGGAGAAGUUGCUCUCGGAGGAUGUGUUGGUACCAUUCUUUAUUCAUGGCUGUGUUCUUAGGCAAAAUUGUGAGUGAGCCCACUCCCUUGGCUGAGAAGCAACCACACACAUGAAUGGUCUCAGGAUGCUUUACUGUUGGCAUGAAACAGGACUGAUGGUAGCGCUCAACUUGUCUUCUCCGGACAAGCUUUUUUCCAGAUGCCCCAAACAAUUGGAAAGGGGAUUCAUCAGAGAAUGACUUUACCCCAGUCCUCAGCAGUCCAAUCCCUGUACCUUUUGCAGAAUAUCAGUCUGUCCCUGAUGUUUUUCUUGGAGAGAAGUGGCUUCCUCGCUGCCCUUCUUGACACCAGGCCAUCCUCCAAAAGUCUUUGCCUCACUGUGCGUGCAGAUGCACUCACACCUGCCUGCUGCCAUUCCUGAGCAAGCUCUGCACUGGUGGUGCCCCGAUCCCGCAGCUGAAUCAACGUUAGGAGACGGUCCUGGCGCUUGCUGGACUUUCUUGGGCGCCCUGAAGCCUUCUUCACAACAAUUGAACCUCUCUCCUUGAAGUUCUUGAUGAUCCGAUAAAUGGUUGAUUUAGGUGCAAUCUUACUAGCAGCAAUAUCCUUGCCUGUGAAGACCUUUUUGUGCAAAGCAAUGAUGACGGCACGUGUUUCCUUGCAGGUAACCAUGGUUAACAGAGGAAGAACAAUGAUUUCAAGCACCACCCUCCUUUUAAAGCUUCCAGUCUGUUAUUCUAACUCAAUCAGCAUGACAGAGUGAUCUCCAGCCUUGUCCUCGUGAACACUCUCACCUGUGUUAACAAGAGAAUCACUGACAUUAUGUCAGCUGGUCCUUUUUUGGCAGGGCUGAAAUGCAGUGGAAAUGUUUUUUGGGGGAUUAAGUUCAUUUUCAUGGCAAAGAGGGACUUUGCAAUUAAUUGCAAUUCAUCUGAUCACUCUUCAUAACAUUCUGGAGUAUAUGCAAAUUGCCAUCAUAAAAACUGAGGCAGCAGACCUUGUGAAAAUUAAUAUUUGUGUCAUUCUCAAAACUUUUGACCACGACUGUACAUCAGUUGGUGAGCUGCGGUGAAGCAAGGGAUGAGUGUGGGCAGACAGGCUCGGUACCUGCUCGGCCUCCGAUAAGCUUCACUAACCAACCUGGUCUCAGAGCAUUUUGUAUUAUUCUGUACAUAAAUCCGAGACACUCCAUAUAGUAUGAUAUGUUACAUUUCCUAUCUAUGUAUGAAUUUGUGGAUGUCCAUCACCCAUUUCGUAAGCUAUCUUACGAAUUACAAUGCAUAUUAUAUGUUACCAAUUUGCAAAAUGUAUAAUAUGUUACCAAUUUGCAAAAUGCACAAUAUGUGACGAAUUGCCAAAACGUAUGAUAUGUUAUGAAUUAUAGAUAGGUGGCUAACAUUAGCUGUUAGCUGGGUUUAGGGGUAAGGGUUAAAUUUAGGAGUUAGGUUAAAGUGUUAGGGGAAGGGCUAACCAAAAGGGUUAGGGGAAGGAUUAGCUAACAUGUUACGUAGUUGAAAGUAGCUGAAAAGUAGUAAGUCGUUCAAAAGUUGCUAAUUAGCUAAAAUGCUAAAGUUUUCCGUGAUGAGAUUCAAACUCGCAACCUUUGGGUUGCAAGACGCUUGCGUUAUACGCCUACCCAUCCACUCCAACCAACCAUUCUCCUUUCGUUUUUACCUUAAGUAACCAUCUGUCUUAUGUAACCAUACCAAGUGUAACAUAUUAUACUAAUUUGAGUGUUCUGGGAUUACAUUUACUAUGUGACGUCUAGUGUAUGAGACCAGGCUGUGUCACAAGGAGAAUCAUGCUUGUGCAUGCAUGUAUAUAUUAUAGGUAAUUGUAUUAGUUGAUUUAGUAGUUGUAGCAGUAGUUUUUAUUAGUUGUAAAACAACUUUUUUAUGCUGUCAUUUUUAUUAUUUAUUAUUAUUUCAUUGUUAUUAUUAUUAGACAGUAGUUGCCAUAUUAUUCUUGUUAGGGAGUGAACGUUAUUUAUAAUAAGGGUUACGUGGAGGAAGUCGGAUUUCUCUGAAAUGAAAUUGGAUGGCCCUCCCUUCAGUAAAAUACUGGAUAAUUAACUAAACAAGUUACCCUCCACUAUACCCAAAAUAAUAAUUAAAACAAAGUGGAUAGCAGAGAACAUUUAUACCCUUUACCCUUACUUCUAGGAAAGACCAGAGCCUUAGAUGUGCAGUUUUAGAAACUGUUCUUUGUUCAGUACGCAUUACAUGGCAACGCCGAAAUUUUGAUAGCGCACAGGGCUGCGGCCCAGAAGAUUUCGGGUUCACGGACCACGGUGGACAAAAGUAGGAGUGGAAAGAUCUCCUUUAUAGUAAAAGCAUUGCAUGAAUCUAUCAUUAUAUUUGCAGGUCCGAGAAAAAAGAAUGCCUUUUACAAAAAUGUCAUACAAUUCUACGUCAUUUUACAUAUUAGCUUAAUCUUUUUUAAUACCACACAAAUUACCGAAAUAACGGGCUUAUGUGGUUUAUGUGUUCAUCUUAUCAUAUUUAUCCGAUGCCAAAUCAGUGUGUAUUGUUUGCAACGAAACUGUCCCUGUUUGCAAAUAAUUAAAUCUGAGACCUCAUUAGAAAAUGAAUAGCUUAAUCAAUUGAUAGUGACAGAAUUAGAUUACUUCCCAAGCAAAGUACACUUUUUGUCUCCUCUGAAUGUCAAAGAAACAAAACAAUUAUAUAUACCCAUAUGCCUCCGAGUCACGUCUUUCCCGGGUAUUUUACAGCUUGUUUGUACCAUAAAGCAUCGUGGACCAAAGCGCUGUUAUAGAUGACUUUAUAUAAUCGGAUCCGUUUUAUUUUCUUCAAAAUCUUAAGUUUACAAGUGCUUUUUGCCAUUUUCUUACCCCCUCAAUUCGAGUCUUGGUUUUAACUUCACAGCCCUUCACAUGUAAAGAGUGUAUGGUGGGUGGAGGAACUGACCAACAAAUCUAUGGAUAUAACGUUAGCAGCCUAUAGCCCAAUUUCGUCUGUCAAACAACCUCUUAUUUCUUAAAUAGGAAGAAAUAGGCUCCAACACAAAGCCCUCUUGUUAGUAAAGUCUACUUAAAAUGAAGACGGUUGAAAUGAAUUAUGCUUACAUCUUUGCACUCUCCUUCUCAAACUGAACAGAACAUAGGCUAUAUGCUAGUUCGUGUGCAAUAAAUUAUUUUCUGAACAAGCCUUUGACUCUCCUCCUGACCUGCCACCUUAUACCUACACAGCACAGCCAUUGGUUACGCAGCACACAAGUUGUUGAUCAGCAAGAGCAGAGCAGGCCGGGGCUCUGGGUUGGAAUGUCCAUUACAGUGUGUAAUGCAGCCUAUUUGUAUUUACACAAUCCCAGCAGCUAUCUUAGAAAUAUAACUGCUCUGUGCUUCUCCGAGCAUGCACUUCGUAGUAUAUAGGCUAUGGAUCAUUUGAUUGAGACCACACACAUAGCCAAUAGGCGCACUUGAUAUUGCGCGCCCAGCGGAGAAUCCGAGAUGAGGGACGGCAUCGGGCACACAUCGAUAUACAGUGCAUUCAGAAAGUAUUCAGACCCCUUGACUUUAGGUUACAGCCUUAUUCUAAAAUGGAUGAAAUUACAAAGGUCCUUAUCAAUCUACACACAAUACCCCAUAAUGACAAAGCGAAAACAGGUUUUUACAAAGGUUAGCAAAUGUAUUACAAAUAAAAAACAGAAAUACCUUAUUUACAUUAGUAUUCGAACCCUUUGCUAUGAGACUCGAAAUUGAGCUCACGUGCAUCCUGUUUCCAUUGAUCAUCCUUGAGAUAUUUCUACAACUUGAUUGGAGUCCACCUGUGGUAAAUUCAAUUGAUUGGAAAUCAUUUGGAAAGGCACACACCUGUCUAUAUAAGGUCCCACAGUUGACAGUGCAUGUUAGAGCAAAAAACAAGCCAUGAGGUCAAAGGAAUUGUCCAUAGAGCUCCGAGACAGGAUUGUGUCGAGGCACAGAUCUGGGGAAGGGUACUAAAAAAUGUCUGCAGCAUUGAAGGUCCCCAAGAACACAGUGGCCUCCAUCAUUCUUAAAUGGAAGAAGUUUGGAACCACUAAGACUCUUCCUAGAGCUGGCCCCCGGCCAAACUGAGCAAUCGGGGAGAAGGGCCUCGGUCAGGGAGGUGACAAAGAACCCAAUGGUCACUCUGACAGAGCUCCAGAGUUCCUCUGUGAAGAUGGGAGAACCUUCCAGAAGGACAACCAUCUCUGCAGCACUCCACCAAUCUGUAUGGUAGAGUGGCCAGACGGAAGCCACUCCUCAGUAAAAGGCACAUGACCGCCCGCUUGGAGUUUGCCAAAAGGCACCUAAAGGACUCUCAGACCAUGAAAAACAAGAUUCUCUGGUCUGAUGAAACCGAGAUUGAUUCUUUGGCCUGAAUGCCAAGCGUCACGUCUGGAGGAAACCAGGCACCGCUCAUUACCUGGCCAAUACCAUCCCUACGGUGAAGCAUGGUGGUGGCAGCAUCAUGCUGUGGGGAUGGUUUUCAGCAGCAGGGAUUAGUCAGGAUCGAGGAUCAUCUGCUGAAUGAUGUAAAUGUAAAUGAGGGAAAGAUGAACGGAGCAAAGUACAGACAGAUCCUUGAUGAAAACCUGCUCCAGAGCGCUCAGGACCUCAGACUGGAGUGAAGGUUCACCUUCCAACUGGACAACGACCCUAAGCACACAGCCAAGACAAUGCAGGAGUGGCUUCGGGACAAGUCUCUGAAUGUCCUUGAGUGGCCUAGACUUGAACCCAAUCUAAAAUCUCUGGAGAGACCUGAAAAUGGCUGUGCAGCGAUGCUCCCCAUCCAACCUGACAGAGCUUGAGAGGAUCUGCAGAGAAGAAUGGGAGAAACUUCCCAAAUACAGGUGUCCCAAGCUUGUAGCAUCAUACCCAAGACGACUCAAGGCUGUAAUCGCUGACAAAGGUGCUUCAACAAAGUACUGAGUAAAGGGUCUGAAUACAUAUGUAAAUGUAAUAUUUCUGUUUUUUAUUUUUAAUAAAGGUGCAAAAAAAUGUUUUCAUCAAUUUUAGACUGUAACGUAACAAAAUGUGGAAAAAGUGAAGGGGUCUGAAUACUUUCCGAAUACACUGUAUGUUUACUAUAGGUUAAUGACUCAAAUGUGACUCAAAUUAAAGGGCAUUUAAUUGACUAAAAUGGCCCACUGUUUUUGUCAUUUUGACAAUAACUAGACUAAAUCAUUAUUUAAAUGACAAAAAUGUGACUAAGACAAUGAUAUUUUUGUCAAAAUGACUAAGACUAGAUUACAUUUUAAAAAAGGGCCAAAAUGAACACUGAUUCAAAGGCGUGUUGCGCACUACACUACAGAUAAUGCGCCUUUUAAAGGUAAUUUAUGCAGACAUCCGCAGCAUUUAUGCAAUCUCUGCAAUCUCUGCAAAUGAAUGCAAUCUCUCCAAAUGUCGGGGAAAUGGCCUUUAAAAGAUGCAUUGUCGGUAGUGCAGUGCGCCGUGCUGUGACUUGCCUUCGAAUUAAUCCCGGCCUUGGUGACUAUAUGACUUGGACCAACCUGUGCUGUGACUGAUAUCAGAUGGGCCGUCAGUCAUAUAAAAAAUACAGUGAAAUAUCACACUCCUAGACUAAAACUAGUUUAUUUGUUAAAUGUUAAUAUGUUAAGAGUGGACGAGACAGAGGAAAAGCUGAACCAUCAUCCCUCCCCUGUCCUCUAGACACCACAACUAUAAGGACCUGAGCAGUAACUACAUGGAGGCCCUGUGGAUGGUCUCAGUCACCUUCUUGUCCAUUGGUUACGGGGAUGUUGUUCCCCACACCUACUGUGGCCGCAGCAUCUGUCUACUCACUGGCAUCAUGGUAAGCAGUUUCAGCAAAAUAGGAAAAGCACCCGCACAGCUGAGUUGGCUUGUUGCAGGUGCGUGGGAAUAAUUAGAUGAAAUCUUUAAAGAAAAGAGAAGGGGGUAGGAAUCAUUGUAAUUAUGGUCAUUAGCAUACUGUCUUCUUUUCCUUAAAGGCCCAAUGCAGCCAUUUUUAUCUCAAUAUCAAAUCAUUUCUGGGUAAAAAUUAAGUACUGUACUGUGAUUGUUCUCAAUUAAAAUGGUGAAAAAGAAACAAAAAUAACUUCCUAGCAAGACCAAUAUCUCAAGCAAGAAUUUAGCUAGGACUGUCUGGGAGUGGUCUGAGUGGGGAGGGGAAAACUGAAAACUGGCUGUUAUUGGCAGAGAGGUUUGGAACUCUCUUUCUUAUUCUUAUCUAAUUUACCGCCUGGUGAUGUCAACAGGCAGGCCAAAACUCCAUCCCACCAAAACAGGCUGACAUUUCAGGCGGUCUUUUCAAAUAGCUCUUACACUAAAAGGGCAUUAUCAUCAUUUUUACAGUAUUAUUCCUAGUGUGGAAAUAAAACACAGGAAAAUCUAGUUUUUGACUGCACUGGGCCUUUAAUCUUUUUUGUUUUGUUUAUUUCUCUCUCUGUCAUACACACAUGCACAAACGCACACACACACAAGGGGGCUGGUUGCACAGUGCUGGUGGUUGCCGUGGUUGCCAGGAAACUGGAGCUGACCAGGGCAGAGAAACACGUCCACAACUUCAUGAUGGACUCCCACUUUACAAAAGGGGUAAAACUCACCUGACUUAACAUGUGAAUGUAUUCAAUAGUGGUCUUUGGAACCUUGACUUAACAUGUGAUGUGAGACAUUCACUGUUGGCUUGUAGAGUUGUAUGAAUCAUGGGUUGUAUCCCAAAUGGCACUCUAUUCCCUAUAUAGUGCACCAGUAAUAGGGUGCCAUUUGGGACGCAGCCAUUGAAAACUGAGUGUUGGACGAUAAAACAAUUGUUAUUUUCCAGAUAAAAAUUGCUGCAGCAAAUGUACUAAGAGAGACUUGGAUGAUCUACAAACACACCAAACUGACUAGGGAGAGAGACCACUGCAGAGUACGCAUGCACCAGAGGAAGCUGCUGCUUGCAAUCCACCGGUAAGGCACCAAUCAGAACACACUUCCCCAAGUAACCCACCAAUCAGCUUAGAUAUUCCCCUCUGAAAUAUCAAUGAGGUUACACAUUACACCACAUGCACAGGGGUGUUAGAACUCUAGAACUUGUGAAAGCGCCAACUGUAAUACAGAAAUGGUCAUUCUCUGUUCAUCAUUAAUUAUAUUUUCAAUUUGUUGUACCUGUCCUGUGAUUGUUAUAUCUGAAUGUUAGAAAUCUUCCUCUGUGUGUUCACCCCAGGCUGCGUGAUGUGAAGAUGGAGAGGAGGAAGUUGGCUGACCAGGCCAACUCGCUGGUGGAUCUCUGCAAGGUGAGAGACAGGCACGGUUACCCAUUAGGUUCACCUACUACUGUUGCAACAACCAAAUAUGACCAAUAUUCUAGAGAAGGGAGCCAUCAGCGAUCUUCUAAAUGUGAUCUCAUUGCCCCCUCUCAUUCUCAGACUACUCUUCUGCACCUCUUUCCCAUGUAGAUGCAGAAUCUGAUGUAUGACGUGCUGUCAGAGGUGAGUGGAUGCCGAGGGGACCUGGAAACACACAUAAACAGUCUGCAGCAGAAUGUGGAGGAGCUGAGAGAAGGCUUUAGGACCCUGAUGCCCCUCCUCUCUAGCACCCUCGCCACACAAAACUCUUCCAUCCGCCACCUGCUCAGGGAGAGGGAGGAGCAGGCAGUGACACGGAGCAUGGGAGGGCAGGAUAGGUAAGAUAGCAAGACAGAUGGGAGGAGGUAUGCGAUGUGUGUUGUUACAGGGAGAGGUAGAAAGAAAUUGAUGGGGAAAAGUUGGGAUCAGGAUAAAGAUAGGAUUUAGAUGAUCUUCAAAAGAUACUUUAUAGGAAUAACUAUUCAAAGUGUACGUAAAGAAUGUGUCAAAGCAAUAAGGGAUGGAUUUGAUCAAAUAAAACUAGAAUUACAAUGAGCCAACACCCAGACUAUAUGCAGUACUGAUAAGUGACCCAUACUGGCCCAAAAACCUUGGUGAUACUAGUCUUGAUUAUAACAUUCUCUGAAUCACAAUUGAACAAAAAAGUAUUGUUAGCCAGCAUGUGCACUGAAUGUUGUAAAUUGUACAUUUCCCUGCGUUUCGUAACUAAUGUAUUUUGUAAUUUCACACUGCUAGGUAGAUUGGCAUGGUAGUAUUUGGUGGAGUCCAGUAAUAUCCAAAUAUCUGGUUUUUAUUGAAUUGUAUGAUUUACAGUAACCAUUAAUAAAUUAAGUUACAUUCUUGUCAUGUGUCAAAUAGUUAAUUGCAUAUGACAUUGUUCCUUUAUGUAUUUUCAUGAAAAAACGAGCGCUCACUUUCUUGUAACAGGCUAUGAAAACAGAUGCCAGUGGUCGAGUUCCUGCCCAACUAGAUGCGCAGGUGUUGCGUGCCACGUCAUCCACUGUGCAGUCGGGCAUCAGAUUGCUAUAUCAUGUGUUCAGCCGAUAUCUUAAACACCGAUCCCGGCGUUGUAAGGUCUGGCAUACAUCUGCAAUGAAUUCAGGCAGGAAUUUGACCAGUAACUUUACAGUAGAACAGCCUUUCAAUGGCAUCAUAGGCAAAUAUGGAAAAGGGAACAAAAGUACAAACCACCCCAAUUCUUUAGCCAAAACCAUAUUUUAUUAAGAGACUGGGUUGGAGGGUUCAGUUACAGCAACAAAUAGGACUAUCACAUAGAAUGAGUAAUCCAAUCUGGUGUCCAGACGUCGUGAGCACUUCUAGAUCAAUCCGUUGUUUCUUGGAUGCAGUGACUGCUGUGUCGAGGCUGGAAUUGCUGAAAUCAACCUGUCCAACCCCUCCUCUCCCUUACAUCUCUACCAGGGCAUCGGGAGUACAACUAAUGCUGCUUCCUCCUGA